Molecule: messenger RNA, 1068 nt
Organism: Penicillium chermesinum
Lineage: Eukaryota; Fungi; Ascomycota; Eurotiomycetes; Eurotiales; Aspergillaceae
Product: SDR family oxidoreductase
Exons: 1
Coding region: 1-1068 (355 amino acids)
Source: RefSeq, a predicted model, not a curated record
AUGUCGCGAAAUGUCCUGAUCACUGCUGCCUCCGGGCAUAUUGGCGAAGAGCUGGUCCCAAUCUUGCUACCACUCAAUCAUGUUCGGCUGAUCCUCCCGACCAGCAACGCUAGCCGUCUACAGACCAAAUUCUCAUCAAAGCCUCACUUUAGCGACGAAGAAUGCGUGAUCGAGGAGGGCUCCGUUGCCAACCCGGGGUGGUUCCAGGGGCUACUGACCAAGUACCACGUCGACACAGUCUUCUGCUGCUUGACAGGCGAGGACGAACUGUUCACCACAAUGAACUCCAUCGACUGCAUGAUCAAGUCGGGAACUGUGAAGCACCUUAUCUACCUCUCUGCGGGUGCGGAUUUCCACACCCCUGAAGGAGUUGCGCAACUGUAUCGAGAUUCCACUUCAGCUCACGUGAUGGUGAAGGUUGUCAUCGAGCAAAAGAUCCGCUUUGGUCACCUUCCAUUCUCAUGGACGAUCUUGCGCCCGAUGCUCUUCUUCGUCAAUGACAUUCGCACGAAGCAGGCUAUGCUCACCGACGGCCUCUACGCGGAGCCACUACCCGACAAGCCCCUCAGUCGAGUUGCCCCUGGGGACAUUGCGCUUGCUGUGAAAAAUAUCGUUCUUGAUACCACCGGCAAAUGGAAGGGUCAACACAUCUACAUAGGAUCUGCCAAAGGGUACACUGGGCCCGAAAUCGCAAAGAUCUGGUCCAGUGCCCUCGGCAAGGAGAUCCGUAUGCUUGAUUCCGGUGAAUCGGGUUUACAGCAUGUUGAAGAUCACCUUAGUAGGAUUGGCCGUCCCAACUGGGGUAGAGAUAUUCGCCUGAUGUAUGAGACAUUUGCUUUACGUGGCUUUGAGAUGCCCGAAAGUGAAUACCCAAAACAAGUCGAGCUGCUCGGGAAGGAACCAGAUGAUUAUGAGAAUUGGGUCAAGAGAGACAGCCGCAGGCUGGGUAUAGUCUAUGUUCUUCCAAGGCUGUCACUGCUCUGGCAUGCCUGCUUGAGAAUGGCGGGGGUUCGCGUCAAACUUCUCGAGCUAUCGAAGUUGGAAAAUCCCUCCUCGUAUAGGAACUGA